Molecule: messenger RNA, 3657 nt
Organism: Echinococcus granulosus
Lineage: Eukaryota; Metazoa; Platyhelminthes; Cestoda; Cyclophyllidea; Taeniidae
Product: WD repeat-containing protein 35
Exons: 21
Coding region: 1-3657 (1218 amino acids)
Biological process (GO): intraciliary retrograde transport; protein localization to cilium; non-motile cilium assembly
Cellular component (GO): non-motile cilium; intraciliary transport particle A
Molecular function (GO): protein binding
Source: RefSeq, a predicted model, not a curated record
AUGUUUGCAUAUUUGAGCAAGAAGAUUGCUAUCCCAAACAAUCCUAAAAUUUCAACACUGGCAUGGAGCCUUAAUCAUGGCUACCUCGCAUGUGGUGGUGAGAAUGGCUUGCUAAAGGUUCUCAAAUUCGAAUCGAGUAAGUUUGACGCAAACAAGGGAUCAGCUUUGCAAAAUGGUAUAUCAAUGAAUCAGACACUAGAGGGGCAUUCUGGUACGAUUCAGUUGAUAACCUGGAACGAGCAAUUUGAGAAACUGACAACAGCUGACGAGCAUGGAGUCAUUAUCGUAUGGAUGCUUUAUAAAGGCUCGUGGUAUGAGGAAAUGAUAAACAAUCGGAACAAAUCCCGCGUUCGUGGCUUAAAGUGGGAUAAGGAAGGUCGGCGUAUUUGCAUCGCCUACGAAGAUGGCGUUGUCAUAGUGGGAUCCGUCGAUGGAAACCGCAUAUGGUGCAAGGAGUUGAAGUGCGCAGAACUGGUUUGCGCUGAUUGGGCACCUCACGGUCGUUCUCUCUUGUUUGGUCUUUCGUCUGGCGAAAUUCACGUCUACGAUUCUCUCGGCAUCUUUUUGAGGAAAUUGCCCAUUUAUUGCCUAUACGACAUUCAUGGAGCCGUAUCACUCGUUGAUUUUACGUGGUAUCGGUUUGACAAAGGACUGUGUGACCCAGAAAGUCCUUCUCUGGCUGUCUGCUUUGACGUAGGACGGUGUCAAAUAAUGCGGAAUGAUCAGGAUUUAACUCCUAUUCUUCUUGACACCGGACUUAGUAUAACGUGCUGUGAAUGGAACGAGAGCGGUUCAAUUCUAGCAAUUUGUGGACAGCAGAGAUUCGCUUGUGAUUCUGAACCGGAAAAUCUGGAAAAUAUUGGUGUAGUUCAGUUUUACAACCCCUUUGGUGAUCAUUUGCAUUCCCUCACAAUACCGGGCAAAGGACCAUCUGCUUGCACCUGGGAGGGUAGUGGCUCCCUUCGCCUUGCAAUGGCCAUCGACUCCUACAUCUACUUUGCAAAUGUGCGACUUAAAUACGAGUGGACGUUAUGUGCCAAUGCCCAUACCUUGGUUUAUACUUUCACUAGGAGUGACUCUAUGGACCGGUGUGUGAUGUUUUGGGAUGUUAAGCGAGGCAUAACACAUAUUCGGUCGGUAGACAAUCUUCUGGGAAUUUGUGGCGAUGGCGAUUUCUGCGCUGUCACACACAAGAUUGAAUCAAUCAGCACACCUUAUCAAAUAACGGUGUACAACAGCCUGGGGUGCAUUGCUGAUUGCAUGACCACCGAGCUAGAACCCAAGUUUUCAGUAAUGACGGGGAAUUAUGUGGUGAUUGCGAAUGCAUCAAUCGUCUUCUUGUGGCAGUUUAAAAAUCCAAAAACUCUCUUUGAAAUCGGUGUUGCUGUCAAGACUCGGAAUAAGAUGAGGAAGGCCAUUCAGCGAAUGUGUCACAUCGAUCAAAAAGACGGUUCCCUUGCCUCUCAACCCCCUCUCAAUCUGGACGGGUCAUCGUCCACAGCCACAGACACAAAUAUGGCAAAGCUACUGGCCAUCGAACCCUCAGAAAAUCCCAUCGUAGCCCUUUCUACCAGUGAGACACGUAGUCUUUUCAUUGCUCGCAGCAACGGUAAUGUGAUUCGGUACCGCCUGCCUGAGCUCUGGCCCGAAGUUUGUAUUCACGCAACUGACAAACUGCCUGUCCGUAUUGAAGUGAACUGUGACGCAACGGUUUUCGGUCUAAUCGACGAACAUGGAGUACUCUCACUACAUCCCAUUCCCGAGAGUGAAGAUGGUGACACCCCUAUAAUGGAGCGACUUUCCUCAAAAUUUGCUGAAUUCUCUCGUAAAGAAGUUUGGGACUUAAAAUUCUCAACCGACAAUCCGAGCACAUUUGCCAUCAUGGAGAAGGCUAAGUUGGUCAUGUUUCGCGAUACUGAGGCAGAACCUCCCAUCCAUUCAAGCGUCUAUAUUGCCCGUUUCGCUGAUCUUGAAGUUGUUGGUGUUCAAUUGGACGAUAUUAUACAGCAAUGUGAGCAUCCAAAAUUGGAUCUGGUUACUCGUAUUCCAUGCAAAACUCUUGCUGAAUGCAGAGGUUUGCUUGAGCACAAGCAGUUGGACAAAGCGAAGGCCUAUGUGGAAGAACAUCCACAUCCAAAAUUAUGGCAAUCCUAUGCAGAAGCCGCAUUGCAAGAAAUGCAGUUGAAUGAAGCCGAAGUGGGCUUUGUAAUGUGCCAAUACUACCAGGGCAUCGACUUUGUCAAAAAGCUUCGUAACAUUCAAUCAGAAGUGGUGCGGAGGGCCGAAGUUCGAGCGCAUUUUGGUGAUUUUGAUGGAGCAGAACGCUUGUACCUCAGCACUGACAGAUGCGAUUUGGCCAUUGAUUUGCGUCGACGUCUAGGGGAUUGGUUCAGAGUAGCUCAACUGGCCAAAGAGUUUGGUGCGGUGGUGCGGGACAGCGAGCUUACUGAUGUCUGGAAUGCCCUGGGAGAUCACUACUAUGACAAGGCACAAUGGCCCCAAGCUUCUGAAUUCUACAGGCAGGGAGGCGAUUUCAAAAAACUAGUCCACUGUCUCUUUCGAAUGGGGGAUUAUAGCACCAUGGAAAGCCUAAUCCAUGAGCUUCCUGAUGGUCAUUCAUUACUACCGGAAAUCGCACGAAUAUUCACUUGGGUCUCCUUGGCCGCACCUGCGGCUAAAGCCUUGAUAAAGUGUGACCAAUUGAAAGAAGCUGUGGAGGUUUGCAUUCAACUGAACGACUGGAGCCUAGCCUUCCAGCUGACACAAGUUUCUUCUUCCUCUUCGUCUUCCGAUGGUGAUUCGAGUGAAGAUGAUGUCCUUACGAAGACAUCACUCAGACGUCGAUUGAUUGGCCAACUCCGCGCCUCGGUGAAUCGAAUGCUGGAGCAAUCACGUCCAUUUGAGGCUAUAGAGAUGCUUAAAGGAGCUGGAUAUUUUCUUGACUCCGCAAAACUCCUCUUUCGAAAUCCGAAUCAGCAGGAGUCAAUCUUCACAGGGGAGGAAGGCGACACUUCACGAUCUGAUUUAGGCGUAUUCGGCGAUCAAGCUACUUUUACUGAAAGGUCACGAAGACGCGAGACUGAAGAUACCGAAGCAGUAGCACAUGGGAAACAGAAUGAUCUCCUUCAGCUCUCCAACAGCUAUGAAAUCACCAGACUUAUUGACCAACCAUGGCGUGGAGCAGAAGCCUGCCAUUAUUUGAUGUUGUCACAACACCACCUCUAUUUCGGUCUAUUUGAGCAGGCUUUGAGGACUGCCAUUCUGCUGAGGGACUACGACGACAUCUUUGAUGCAAGGAAGAUACACAGCAUCAUUGCUCUGUGUGCAGUAAAGUCGGGGGCUUUUGCGACAGCCUCAAAAGCAUUCAUGAAAUUGCAAAAUCUUCCCGGAUGGUCAACAUUGGAGCGUCAAAAACUUGACGACUUAAUAUUUGAAAUUUUUACCAGGUAUCCCCCAAAGAACUUGAUAAAAUCGGCCUCGUCGAUUGAACUGGAUGUGGUGUUAGAAAGUGAAACGAAAGUCCCAAUUUGUGUGGUGACGGGUCAACCAGUGACAGAAUAUCAGUUUUGGAUGUGUCCUGCCUGUAAACACAGUGCAUACGAAUCGGAGAUUAGUCGAGUGCAGAACUGCCCAAUUUGUCACAUCCCUGUCCAAUGA